Molecule: messenger RNA, 3484 nt
Organism: Styela clava
Lineage: Eukaryota; Metazoa; Chordata; Ascidiacea; Stolidobranchia; Styelidae
Product: ubiquitin-conjugating enzyme E2 D2-like
Source: RefSeq, a predicted model, not a curated record
GUAACCUUACGUCGGUGAGUCGACGCAAACUGAGGAAGGUGAAGCUGAAAGAACGAGGUUUCGCGACGUUUCUGUGUCUGUGCGUCGAGGGCGGUUAGGGUCUGAGUUCUUUAGUUUGUGGUGUGUUGUUUUGUGGUUGAGCUCGACAAGCCAAAGUUUUUUUAUAGCCUAUUCGUGGAACUAUUUUUAUUAUUAUUAUUAUUGGAGAUAAUGGUCAAAGUUAAUAAUUCUCAUUUGUUAGCCAUUUUUAUAUUCAAAUCAACAUUUCUAUUGAAUUUGUGAAUGAUCCAUGCUAAUUCUAGUAGUUACCGUACCAAACUACUGACGGACUGAACUAACCAUUAUAGAGAUCAGGGCAGUGGAGUCUAAAAAAAAAAAAUUCAACCUUAAAGAAAGAUGCAUCACCUCAGUUGGUGGUACCGUGGUGUACCGUAUCUUUUGACUUACAGACUUAUGAUUCCAUGGAGAAGGAAACUUUAUCUUCGUAAAAAAUAGGAAAAAAACUAAUUUUUGGCAUAUAAAUACAAUAAAUUAUUUGUCUGUUGAGAAUGCUUAGUCAACUUUAGAAUUUUGGCUUCAACUACCAUCACAAGAAGUAUGAAAUUUUGGCUCUCAACAAAUUCUAAAUUUGUAACUCGAGUCUGAAACGAUUUUUAAAAUUAGUCCUUGUUAAGACCUGUUAUUGAUAUAGUGAUGAGUUUAUAAAAUAACAGAUUUUCACACCAAUAAAAGCUGAUAAUAUGUUCUCAUUCUUAACUGAACUCGGCCACGGACAGAACUGCAGAAGAGCCAUAUAAACUUACCAACUUACUUAUUGUUACUAUAACAAGCAACCACAAUUUUGUUCAUGUCUGGUGAUUUAUGAACUUCGACGCACCUUCACACUUUCCAAUUUUUAGUUUUGAAUCAUUUCCAUUAUUAAUCUGUUAUAAUUUUUAUUGAUAUUUUCUUAUUUUAUAAUAAAUUGUACCAAAAUUUGUGUCAUCAUUGGUAGCUAGUCUCAUCGACAAAAAGACAACUUCAUCAAACGACACAAUGGCUCUUAAAAGAAUUCACAAGGAAUUUAAAGAUUUUGAAAAAGAUCCUCCAGCACAAUGUAGUGCGGGACCAGUUGGCGAGGAUAUGUUUCAGUGGCAAGCUUCUAUUGCUGGACCAUCUGAUACACCAUUUCAAGGAGGACUAUUUUUCUUAAGUAUUCAUUUUCCUACAGAUUAUCCUUUUAAACCACCUAAGGUUGCAUUUACAACUAAGAUAUAUCAUCCUAAUAUAAAUAAUAACGGCAGCAUAUGUUUAGAUAUAUUAAGAUCGCAGUGGUCACCUGCAUUAACCAUAUCUAAGGUAUUAUUAUCAAUAUCUUCACUUAUGUGUGAUCCAAAUCCAGACGAUCCUCUGGUACCUGAAGCUGCUAGAUUGUAUAAGACGGAUAGAAGCAAGUAUGACAGUCUGGCUAGAGAAUGGACAAUGAAAUAUGCCUGUUUAUGAUUAUAUCUACUUUGAUUAAGAUUGAGAAACAUUUUUAAUAAACUAGAUUGUAUCAUAUUAUAUUUGCUUCUUAUAUUUAGACUGAAAAUUUCUUUCAUCGAAAAAAAUUCAUUAUGUUUAAUUAUCUAUCUGUGAUAUUCGUUGGAUAACAAUUUCAGAUUCAUUUUUGUGAAACAAGAUGUUGCGUAUUGUUUUAUCGUUUUUUUUUACAUGCUUUACAUUGAGGUGUUUAUAGUACAACCCUAACUUUUGAUAAAGUUUUAAAAAAGUAGUAGUUUGAAGGUUUUAAUUAUUAUUAGUAAAACCUGAAUUGCUCUACUGUCAGUUGAUUAAUCAAGGAUAUUCGGAGUAUUUGGAGAAAAAUUUUCCUUUUAUUAACAAUAUCUAUGAUACAACGUAAUGUAAAUGAAUAAUAUUCAAAGAAUUUUGUUACAGUAAAAUUUGAAAAAGGAGUUUUGUUUUGAGGUUAUGGAUAAUACAAUGUUAAUUGUAGAAUAUCAAUCUGUUUAAGUUAUCGACGCUUCUACUUUAUUAAACUCAGAGAUCCAGUAUAUUAUCAGGGUAUCUCGUUAAUUACUGAUGUGUUAAUAUUUCUGUUACUAUGUAGAUUUCAUUUUAAUGAUAUUAAAACUGACAUGGUGACAUUUAACAGCUUUUCUGUUUAAACUUAUCUAAAAUGUACUUGAAUAUUUUUUUGGAAGACUACAUCUACCAUAUUUCGUUAUUGAGGGAAUGUGUGGGAAAAUUUUUGAAGGUUAAAUUUGAUGUAUUAUUGGCUGACCGAUUUCAAUUUCAUUCUUUUGUGUUUAAUACACUAUGUGAUAAGCAUAAUUUUGCAAGCUUUCAUUCUCGAUUCAAAAUCAACAUUGAUGCACAAUAGGCUUGUUGAUUUAAAAAAAGCUAUACCCACGCAUAGGGCCCCAAAAUUUUUUUCAAAAUUGGAACCAGGGUAUUCCCCUAAAAUCUGUAUGCGGCAUGUGAAUAAGCUUACUGAAGUAGUAGAAUAAUAGUUAUUGAUAAUUUGAAAAUUGUGUGCUCAUUUUGUUGGGACAAAAUGUUUAUAUUGGCUGUAAUACACUUAUUAAAAGGGAAGCAUUAUAAUAAUUUAUCACUAUUUUCAAUUCAACCGGGAAUAUACAUUUUUUUUUGUUUCACAUAUGUUUGAAUCAGGAAUAAUCAAAACUGUAUAAUUUGACUCCUCUGAGUUUAUUUUUAAAAAUGUUUUCAAAUAUGUAAAUUAGAUCAUUCUAAAUUGGCUUAUUUUAAAAAAACACAUACUUAUACAUAUUCAUGCGUAUUUAUCAAUGCUCUUUUUUAUUAUGAAAAAGAGUUAUAAUAAAGACAUUAAUCGGCUUGCUGUUUUCAAUAUGUACCGUACCUAAAAUGGCCCUUCUCUGAUAUGUGAUAUGAAAUUCUCAAAAUGAUAUCUCCCAAUUUGAAUUAAUCUCAAAAUACUACCCAUAUUGAAUCUGAAUAUAACUAUUAACUACUGGUACUACUUUUGAAAGUUUUGUUUUUGUAAUAUUGCUCCUUUUAAUUCUAAACUAAUCAUUUAGGCAAAUGUAUUGAUUGUGUAACAUUUUAUGUAUAAAGAACAUAAGGAAAUACCUAUUUAUACAAAUAGGACUGGGAGUCUGGGAUUAUUGUAAAUUUUGCGACAUUUGGUUAUUGGCAAUAUAACACGAAAAAUUUAACUUAAUCUUCAUUGUAUCAUUCUGUUUUCAAUUCCCAUUCAUCCAACUUUUUCCAAACCACACAUUUACAUUUCUAGCCAAGUUUGCAUUUAUUGGCUAUCUCGCCAAAUUUUAAAAUGAUUUCUAUCAGUUCCGAAAGUUAACCAGAGUUCAAAUGUUCUUAUUUUUGUCCGCUGAUAAUUUGUGAAGAUAAUUCUCUCAUAGUUUAUGCUUACCUAAAUGAUUCUGUUAUUUGCUUGUCUGCAUGGUGUAUUGCUUUUUUAGCACUGGGUAAAAUUCAUAACAUUUCUUGUGUAUUUUAUAACAGA